This is a messenger RNA of Morone saxatilis (striped sea-bass), 4344 nucleotides long. RefSeq names its product aldehyde dehydrogenase 18 family, member A1 (gene aldh18a1). Gene Ontology annotation, molecular function: glutamate-5-semialdehyde dehydrogenase (NADP+) activity; glutamate 5-kinase activity; ATP binding. The transcript has 18 exons. Gene Ontology annotation, cellular component: cytoplasm; mitochondrion. The record is from RefSeq and is a predicted model, not a curated record. NCBI's taxonomy places the organism in Eukaryota, Metazoa, Chordata, Actinopteri, Moronidae. The coding region runs from base 389 to 2725 and encodes 778 amino acids.
CGCCACAUCCUGCCACUUCACCACGAGGCUUCAUCUGUAGCAAAACAACGUUUAAUUUUUAUUUUUUAACGUUCACCAAGUGUGUGAAACUAACUGUUUUGUAUUUUUAUCCGCAUUAAACCACUCUAUCUGUAAUUUACGGACGCUUUGGUAACGUUACCGAGACGGCCGGUGCAAACUGCAGUGACAGUUUCAUCAGCAGCUCUUUGAGUGAGGGGAGGAGUCGUACACAUACAGAGCCCACCUCUGUUCAAGUAUUUGUGUGAGAAAUUAGAGAAUAACGGGUUAAAGAAGAUGAACAAGACUCAAUAGAAGACGUUAUAAAGGCCAGGUACACACACAGGAGAAGCUAAACUGGGACUUCAGGAGGUCAAGCAUUAAACAGACCAUGCUGCUGCAGAGGCUGACCCUGUGUUCAAGGAGCCCACUGGAUUUCCAGAGACACGUAUGCCGGUUGUUCACCAGGCCACUGACACAAGUUUCCCAGGGGAGGUCCCCUGGCAGCUCCUUUGCACACCGCAGCGAACUGCGUCAGGCCAAGAGGAUUGUAGUCAAGCUCGGCAGCGCUGUGGUCACCCGUGGCGAUGAAUGUGGCCUGGCUCUGGGGAGGCUGGCCUCCAUUGUGGAGCAGGUGGCCAUGUUGCAGAAUCAAGGCAGGGAGAUGAUGAUUGUCACCAGUGGAGCUGUGGCCUUUGGCAAGCAAAGAUUAAGACAUGAGAUCCUUCUGUCCCAGAGUGUCCGGCAGGCGCUGCACUCAGGACACAAUCAGCUCAAAGACAUGUCUUUGCCAGUGCUGGAAGCCCGGGCCUGUGCUGCGGCUGGACAGAGUGGCCUGAUGGCCCUGUAUGAGGCCAUGUUCACCCAAUACAGCACUUGCACUGCACAGGUCCUGGUGACAAAUCUGGAUUUCCAUGAUGAUGAAAAGAGGCAGAACUUGAAUAGCACACUGCAGGAGCUGCUGCGCAUGAAUAUUGUGCCCAUCAUCAACACCAAUGACGCUGUGGUGCCCCCACCAGAGCCCAACAGCGACCUGCAGGGGGUGAUCAGCAUUAAGGACAACGACAGUCUGGCAGCACGGCUAGCUGUGGAGAUGAAGGCUGACCUGCUCAUCGCACUGUCUGACGUGGAAGGACUGUACGACAGCCCCCCUGGAACAGAUGAUGCCAAGUUCAUUGAUAUAUUCUACCCUGGAGACCAGCAGUCCAUCACCUAUGGUACAAAGUCCAGAGUUGGGAUUGGAGGCAUGGAGGCCAAAGUCAAGGCUGCCCUCUGGGCCCUGCAAGGUGGCACUUCAGUGAUCAUUGCAAAUGGCACCAACCCCAAAGUGACAGGUCAUGUCAUCACUGACAUUGUGGAGGGCAAGAAGGUGGGAACCUUCUUCUCUGAGAUCAAACCUGCCGGCCCAACUGUGGAGCAGCAGACAGAAAUGGCACGCAACUCUGGAAGAACCCUUGCAUCUCUGCACCCAGACCAGAGGAGUGAGAUCAUCUGCCAUCUAGCAGAGCUGUUGACUGAGAGGCAGGAAGAGAUUCUGGCUGCCAACAAGAUGGACAUGGACCUGGCUGCAGGCCAUUUGCCACCAGCCAUGCUAAACCGUCUAAGCUUGUCACCAGCCAAACUUAACAGCUUGGCCAUAGGUUUGCGCCAGAUAUCUGUGGCUGCCCAGAACAGUGUGGGUCGCGUGUUGCGCAGGACCAGAGUGGCUCACAAGCUGGAGUUGGAGCAGGUCACUGUGCCCAUUGGCGUUCUUCUGGUCAUCUUUGAGGCUCGACCUGACUGCCUGCCACAGGUGUCCGCAUUGGCCAUAGCCAGUGGCAAUGCCCUCCUGCUGAAGGGAGGCAAGGAGGCAGCCAACACCAACCGUGUCCUCCACGAGCUCACCCAGGAAGCCCUUUCCAUGCACGGAGUCAAAGAGGCUGUACAGCUGGUGAGCACUCGUGAGGAGGUGGAGGAUCUGUGCCGACUGGACAAGAUGAUCGACUUGAUUAUCCCUCGAGGUUCAUCCCAGCUGGUGCGCGACAUUCAGCGGGCGGCAAAGGGCAUCCCGGUGCUUGGUCACAGCGAAGGAAUCUGUCACGUCUACGUCGAUGCAAAUGCCAGCAUCGACAAAGUCAUCAAAAUUGUCAGAGACUCUAAGUGUGACUACCCUGCUGCGUGUAAUGCCAUGGAAACUCUACUGAUUCACAGAGACAUCCUCAGAACUCCACUGUUUGACCAGAUCAUUGACAUGUUGCGCACUGAGCGGGUAAGGAUUCAUGCAGGCCCUCGAUUCGCCUCCUACCUGACAUUCAGCCCAUCAGAGGCAAAGUCCCUGCGGACAGAGUACGGUGACCUGGAGUGCUGUAUGGAGGUGGUGGAUAGCAUGCAGGAGGCUGUGGACCAUAUUCACAAGUAUGGCAGUUCCCACACUGACGUUAUCAUCACAGAAAAUGAGGACACAGCAGAACAGUUCCUGCAGCAGCUGGACAGCGCCUGUGUUUUCUGGAACGCAAGCUCACGUUUCGCUGAUGGUUACCGCUUUGGACUGGGAGCAGAGGUAGGUAUUAGCACAGCUCGUAUCCACGCCCGGGGCCCUGUUGGCCUGGAGGGGCUGCUUACCACAAAGUGGGUCCUGAGAGGUGACGGGCACACUGUAGCCGACUUCUCUGAGCAUGGUACCAUGAAGUAUCUCCAUGAAAACCAGCCUGUUGGGCAGCCUCUUGCUGGGCAGAGGGAUAGCAACUAGACCACAGACUUUCACAACAUUCAUCUAGCCUUAACAUUGGUCAGACUGGUUUGCAUUUCCCACCAGCAGCUCAUCUGGGGUCUUGUUGCAGAUAAUGGCUGAUGUCACUUUUUUAAACCUCUGAAGCACAAAGCAUGGAGAGAGACGCUUAACACACCAAUUGGUUCGCACAAUCGGAAAGUUGUCCCUAUUGAGACUGUACUUUUGUUCAGGGAUCAAGAGUUUACAAAUGUUUUAAAUUCUACCUCAGCUUACGAUAUUUUUAUAUGAGUUAGGUCAGGGUCUCUACCGUUUUGAGAGUGAGGCCUACCUAAGGGGAGAAAAUUAUCCAGAGGGCUACUGUAUAUACUUGACGAACAUCCAUGUUAAAUUUAUGCUUUCAAUAGAAUAACAUAGCGGUGUGUAUUUUCCCCUUUAAGUCAUUUCCAUGUACAAAGUUGAAUUUGAUUUGGAAUUGCGUGUGUAGAAGUAGUUUUUUCUGUUUGUGGUAUUAACACUCAAAGUUCUUAUGACAAAUCUGCUGAUAAGCACUGAGAGUCAAUUUACUCAGCUCACCUAAUCAAUUUAUCAAACUAGUUAAUUGAUCUGAAAAUGCAACUCUAGAGAAAAUUGGCAAGGGCUUAGGCCACCAUUUGGGACAAUGACAAUGAAUGCCAGUAAAUUGUUACUUACAAUUGUUAUCCAGGGAGACCAAAGUGCUUGUUUAAUAAUGCAAUCUCAGGACAAGAUUUUGAAACUGACACUAAUUCACACAAACAUUAUUUAAUUUCAUCAUAAAAUGUGAAUGAGAAACAUUAUUACCAAAAUGUGCUUACUUUGCCAAUUUUAUUGUGUAAAGCCACCCAAAAUAUUGUGAUGAUGGGCAUGUUUAUCUUUAUCAAAAAUAUAUUUUAUUUGUUUGAUAUUGUAAAUCAUAGUCUAUUCUCUCAGAAAAUCAAGUUUCAGAUAUAAUUAUACAUAACCGAAGGCCCAAUUUGGUUUCAUCUGAUUGCAUUGGCUCAUUACCCACAAGAUUCAUACUGAUUGUACUGUAAGUGCUUUCUUUGUUUAUGUAACAUCAGUUUUUUUUCUUUUCUUGCUGUAAUUCCAGAUUGAAGUUUCUGUAUGUUUCUUAUUGUACAGAUAUUUUGAUUAGAUGUGGUGCUGGUGUCACUGCAAGUUUGCAUUUGAUGAAAGAAAUUUUGACUUUUUCUUAGUUUAACCAAAUCCUGCUAUAUUAGAGAUUUUAAAAUUUCCUGAUUCCGGGAAACUAAAUUACAUGAUUAAACUACAUAGUAUAAAAAACAAUAUGAGAUUAAUGCCGUAGUGUCAGAAAUGUGCUCUUGUAUUUUAAAAUACACUCCAAAUUGUAUGCAUUUUAUUUACUAUUUUUUAUUUAUUUGAUCACUGUUACAAGUUGUGCUCAUUUUUCUAUGCUUUGCUGCUUUCCUGCUCGUUCCUUGUGGUGCCCAAAGCCCCUGUCAGAGCAGGAACAGUAAUUGACAAGCUGCCUCCUUCAAGCUGGAGGGGUGAGUGCGACUGCUUUUAAAUUAAGCUCUAUAACAUUCCAGCCUCUGAGCUACUAUCUGAUGUCUUGCAAUGCACACUUAAGGAUUGGUUUGGGUUGUUUAAUAGCAGUA